Molecule: messenger RNA, 2928 nt
Organism: Pecten maximus
Lineage: Eukaryota; Metazoa; Mollusca; Bivalvia; Pectinida; Pectinidae
Product: mucin-like protein
Exons: 16
Coding region: 1-2928 (975 amino acids)
Biological process (GO): cell-matrix adhesion
Source: RefSeq, a predicted model, not a curated record
AUGGAGGCAGAGUAUUUUUUCAUAUUGCUUUCUUUUGUUUUACACAUUGUUAGCUGUAUUCCGGAUUCAGAAUUUUACCCUUUUGGCCGUGCGGUGCUUGACCAUGAUUUCCCAAAGAAUGACGAUGGGAGUUCAUCAAGGGUCAAUAUCAGUACCCUCUUCCCUUUCUUCAACAGCCAACACGACUCCCUAUACGUCAAUACAAACGGCGCAAUAUCCUUUCAACAAACAUUGAACCAAUUUACGCCAGCUCCCUUCCCACUCAACGACCAUCGUAGCAUCGUGUCACCAUUUUGGGCAGACGUUGACAUACGGAAUGGCGGUACCGUGUGGUAUCGCGAAACAACAGCUCCCGAUAUCCUACAGCUAGCAACCAAUGAAAUCCGUUUGUAUAACCCGGAUCAGCUUUACUUCCAUGCCAGCUGGGUAUUCAUACCAACAUGGGACAACGUAGCGUUCUACGGGGCGUCAAGUGUCGGUCGAACUAAGAGAAACACGUUCCAGGCUGUUCUCAUUACAAAUGGCCUUCACUCUUUCACCGUGUUUAACUACGCUAAAGUAACGUGGACCACGGGGUCUGCCAGUCAUGGUGACUUGAACACAGGACUGGGAGGGACUCCAGCCCAGGUCGGUUUUAAUGGUGGUGACGGAGUCAAUUUUUACGCAUUACCUGAAUCCCGAACGCCAGCUAUCAUCAAUCUUCCUCGCAUGUCUAAUGUGAAAACGAAUGGGAAAUUCGUAUUCCGGAUUGACACUGCUAGCAUUGAGAACGGCGGAUGUAAUACUGGAGAUUAUCGUACCUCCCGGAACUGUCAGCAGGCAGACGCCCGACAGUGUUACCGACUCAACAAUCCAGGACCUAAUGGAUCAGGUCGUCUGUGUUGUUACGAUUACCUGGGUAACCUUAUGGAUGCCAAGUCUGUGUCCGGGGGAGGCACUGCACACCGAUUCCACUACUUUGGGGGACCUGGCAGCGUCCCUUAUUUAUCUACUCUAGUAUUUGACACGUCACCUUACUUCCAUUGUUGUAAGUACAUACGGGAUACUGCAGGACUAGCUCUGUGUGCCCGGCUACUACAACAACGUCCACAGGGUGACUGUAAAAACUAUCAACCCAUAAGGCCAGCACGACUGAAUGGUGAUUCCCACUUCACCACACUGGAUGGGUUGUCAUACACCUUCAAUGGCGUUGGAGAAUUCAUACUGCUAAAACGCAUCAGUGACGCAUUCUCCGCUCAAGUCCGAAUGGAACAGGUGGCUGGUCCGGAUGGCUCUUUGCGACAGGCGAGUGUGAUAACCUCUUUCUCAGCGAAACGAUUCAGCAUGCCAAAUACGGUAGAGGUCCGGCUGAAUUCCAUCAGGGUGGCCGAUGUCCUGGUAAAUGGUGAAAUAGUGGACUUUAUCAAUUACAGAUCUCUACACUUCAAUGGUGUUUCAACAAGGAUGACCGAACGGAACAACACAGACGGAUCAUUAAAACAGAUCACCGUUAUCUUCACUGAGCCCAUCCUGGCAUUUCGCAUUCUGGCCUAUCGUUCAUUUCUCAAUGUCAUCAUCGUAUCGGGGUCGGACAGCUUACGAGGGAGAGUACGCAGACAUAAUUCCCUGUUCACAUACCCUAUCGGUAAGUCCUACUCAACAUUCCAGAACGUGGCUUUUACUCCUUUGUUCCAAACGCCUGUUCAAACGAUCGCACCAGAAGCACGGAAUAUAUGUGGUCAUGAUGAAUUUUGUCUUUACGACUACCACGCCACCGGACGGGCGGAUAUUGCAGGUGCAACAAGGGCUGCUUCUCAGACAUUCAAAAGCAUACAGCUACAAGCAAAACCAGUUAUUGUAUGUGAUCGGCCUCUCGAUGUCGCAUAUGGUUACUGGAAUAGUACCGGCUUAGUCGUGAAUUCCACUGCUGUUCUCAUUUGUGAGGAGGGCAGACGACCUAACACUUCUGACGUCAUAUCCUGUACAGCAGACGGGACAUGGAGACACAUCAGUGUGGAGUGCAUAGAAAUUCGUUGCGAAGCACUUCCCCACAUUCCAUCUGGACAAUGGUUGGCAUCAAACUACACGAUGGGAGCCAUUGCGACUCUGCAAUGUGAUGUCGGGUCAAAUUUGAACGGAUCAGGUGUGACGACAUGUGAUGAAGUCGGCAUGUGGAAUCCCAAUGGACAAACCUGCGUUAAAGUUGAUUGUGGUCCACUUCCGUCCUUCCAAAAUGGGCGAUGGGUCAGCAAUGGAACAACCUUUGGACAUACAGCCAUCUUGGAAUGUGAUGAGGGGACAGAGUCUGUGGGUAGCACAAAUGUCCAUUGUGGGGUCACUGGAACGUGGGGAAUUGGCACACAAACUUGUACUACCAUCAACUGUGGACCACCAAAUCACGUGGUAAAUGGACUGUGGACUGGCGGAGAUUACAUAUAUGGAUCUCUAUACCAUCUGAUUUGUAAGACCGGAACUAUUCUGAUAGGAAAUGAAACGGUCAACUGCACAGCUCAUGGCGAGUGGUCAAGUACCGGACAAAGAUGUGUUGAUGUUGAUUGUGGAGAUUUGCCGCCGGUGACAUAUGGACAGUGGAUAAGUAACGGGACAACGUUUGGCCAUAUAGCCUUUCUGCAGUGUGAAGAAGGGAGACAACCUAGUGGCCCAGGAAACGUCAGCUGUGUUCACGUUGGAAAUUGGGGUGUCAACAAUCAGACAUGUGAACGUGUCUCCAGUCGUUCCGUGAGAGUAGGCGGAAUAAUAGGCGGUGUCAUAGGCGGGAUCACAGCCGCAAUAAGCGUGACAUGUGUGGUGGUCAUCAUAGUAGUCACCAAGAACCGUCGCAGAAAACGCAAAGCUUCAGCUACCUUCUCGUAUGUUCUGGAGUGUGACAAGCAAAUGAAAGCAAACACUGUAACACAAUUACACUGUCAGCGAAUAACUGAAAACUAA